CCUCCCGUUCCCUUGGCAGACACCCCCUCACCCCCCCUUUCCCACCCACUAAGUAAGUGGUAGUUCGCUGAGUGGGCUUCAUUGCAAGAAGUCUCAUUCUUGGCACGGCGGACCCACCUGCAGAAGCAUUUCAAACAGGUAGAAGGCAGGAGCUGCUGCGCGCCGCCGGAGAGUUCAUGAUGAGUGAAAACAUAAUGGAGAAUGCAUUUUCACCUGCAAAGGAGAUCUUGCACAAUAUGAACAUAGCAAAAACGCCAUCCGCUUGGGGAACUACUGGGACCAUCAGGCCUUAUCAGAAUUUUCACCCUGAUCAUGAUGCAGCAGAAUUGUACAACAGCAUCAAGACUAAGGAUAAGAAUCCAAUUAUCAGGAUCCUCACCAAUCGAACAAGUGAGCAGAGGCAACAGAUCCUAAUGGUUUACAACUCUGCUGGUGUGGAGCUGGACUUGCUUGCAUCCUUGCGCAGUCUGCUGACUGGAAAUUUGGAGGAUCUAAUUCUAGCGCUCAUGAUGACUCCUGCACAGUUGGAUGCUCAAGAGCUUCGGAGUGCCAUGAAGGGGAUUGGCACAGAUGAAGACACGCUGAUUGAGAUCCUGUGCUUACGAAGCAGCAGUGAACUACAAGAGAUUGCAACUGCAUACAAGAAAGAAUUUAACAGAACUCUGGAGCAAGAUAUCACUGAUGACUCAAGUAAGGAUUUUCAGAAGCUGCUUCUGGCAUUGGUGCAGGUACUGACAAUACAGAUACAAUCUCCAGAAACCAUUUUUGAGCUCAUGAUGUGUUCAUUUAAACUCUCAAAGUUUAAGUCGAGAACCAAACCUUAACAUCCUAAAUCACAAAAACAAAUCUUUCUUGUCCGAUCGCUGGUUUAGGAGCCUUACAAAUGUUAGUCAUCAGGGGAAAUGUUUCAUGGAGUUGUCUCCUGAGUUUUUUCAGAGGAUAAGUGGGUAUAGAAAAUAAAUGGUUGGAUGGAUAGUUUGUAAUUUUAUUUGUGAUAUUCCAGUGUUAUUUACAGAAUACAUUUUUUUUUUAAAUGAGAGGCAGUUAUUUUUUUGCACUCUGCUUAAGAAUGUUUACUCUUUUUAAGGUAUUGUUUGCUCAAUAUUUGGAAGCAUUGUCUAUGUUUGAGAAAAUUAAAAAUGUCAUUUCAGUAGACCUUUUAUCAUGAAAAUGUAAGAUUAAGGCUCUUUGCCAGAGUUUGUAUUAUGAUAAAUAAAUAAAUCCAGCCUCUAUACACACUGCAUUCACACAAUACGUACAUUUGUGUGAUAGCACCUCACAUUAUUGUGAUUGUGUGAAUUUCUAGGUGAAAAUUAAAUCAUUAGAGUCCAGUCUCGGAGACUCUAUGUGGCUCCAGUUUUUUACUCCAGCUAGUUUCACAAUCAGGGAGUCAUUUUAGUUCUAACUGAUCUCAUAAUCUUAUUUCUUAGUCUGCAUUUAGAAAAGAGCAGUAUUGUGAGAUUUACAGUCUAAAGAAAUGUAAAAGUGUUUGCAUUAACUGUCUUUUGUACUUUUCUUAUAAAUGUAGCUUUUUCUGUUGUGUUUACUCCCUGUAUCGUGAUCCUAAUUUUGACAGUUAACAACAAUCAAUGUAGACAGAGGGGCAAGUGACAGUGAAAGCUGACAGGCCCAAUGCUAGAUAAUUUCAGAGCUGGUUUUAUUAUUAUAAUUUUAUUGGAACCUAGCGAACAUUAAUGUGUGUCGAAUAGAGAUACUUUUCUGUUUUUUAUCUAACCUUUAAGAUAUUCUUCUUCAACAUCAUGAUUUUCAGUUUGCUUUCACAUUGGUGCAGGUACGGACAACAUACAAUCUAGACAAACCAUUUUUGAGCUCAGGAUGUUGUAGCGGUCCGGCACCUGUAAGAUUCACACCGUCGGAGAGACGGUGAUUUAAUUUUUUUUAGUGGAGAUUCCAGGGAUGCACCCAGCCUUAGCCUGACCCUCACACAUUCACAAGCAGAGACAAAAAGCCACCAGUAAUAAAACAACAAAUAAAGAAUAUUAAUAAUAAAUGAAAACAACGAUCCCACCCUAGUUCUCCUUACGACGAAGUACAAUUAACAUGAAAACGAACCACAACAAUAAACACACACAGUAAAGUCCAUGAAAAAACUGCAACUGAUGUAAUGUAAAGAUAAAGGUAAAUUGUCCAGAGAUCCACACGUUGAAGGGGAAUGUAAAGAUAGUCCUACCGGUAGUUCUUAAAAUGGUAAAGACAGGUGGACCGUUCAGAAGCACUCCUUUCUUCACAGGAUGGCCAUAAAUCCACAUACAGUCCUCAUGUAACAGGCAUACAGUAGACAAUCCAGACUCCAACCCAGAAACAAUCCAGGACAAAAUGAGAAGGCACAGGUAUCACAAGGGAAGGUAGACAAACAGGAACUUUAGACACGAAACACAAAAUGCUUCUUUCUUUUUUUUUGGUAACCCUAGCCCCCUUUUAAAUGUUACGCGGGUCUCCUUGUACCCAACAGCUCCUGCACCCUCAGCAGAUGACCAAUCGGAGCCACUGCAGGAACUGCUAGGAGUUGAAGUUUCAAGCACCGCUACAACGUGCCAAUUUAAAAUUUCAAA
Messenger RNA from Polypterus senegalus (gray bichir), 2573 nucleotides. Its product is annotated as annexin A2-like. Gene Ontology annotation, molecular function: calcium ion binding; calcium-dependent phospholipid binding. Lineage: Eukaryota; Metazoa; Chordata; Cladistia; Polypteriformes; Polypteridae. The coding region runs from base 177 to 824 and encodes 215 amino acids. Gene Ontology annotation, cellular component: cytoplasm. The record is from RefSeq and is a predicted model, not a curated record. The transcript is spliced from 7 exons.